Molecule: messenger RNA, 888 nt
Organism: Hermetia illucens (black soldier fly)
Lineage: Eukaryota; Metazoa; Arthropoda; Insecta; Diptera; Stratiomyidae
Exons: 4
Coding region: 175-837 (220 amino acids)
Source: RefSeq, a predicted model, not a curated record
GUGUAGAUUUAACCUAAGGAAUAUCAACGAAUCCCAUUUAUCUUUUAUCUAUCGAUAAGAGUGUCGCAAGAGGAGUAAAUUGUAAGGAAGGUGUGUGGAUUUUAUUUGAAUAUCUUAUUUAAGACGAGACGAUCGUCAACGGUUAAUUUACACAUUUCUAAUAAUCAAGUGAUCAUGAAGGCGUUCGUUGCUGUUGCGUGCUUGCUUGGAGUUGUGAGCCUUGGAUCUACACAAUUUACAAAUGGACGAGUUUUGGAUCCUCCCGUACCGGCUCUGUGUGCCCAGCGAGUGAUACAUGAGAGGACACCCGAUGGAAAGGGAUACUUCUUCUCCUGGCGGGAUCCAGCUCUAAAAGGAGUCGAAGAAGAUUGGUUGAGUGCUAGAAACUAUUGCCGAAAACGUUGUAUGGAUUCUAUUUCACUGGAAACAAGUAACGAAAAUGAAUGGAUUAAGAGCCGACUUGUUAACGAAAAUGUAAAAUACAUCUGGACGAGUGGACGUCUAUGUGACUUCAAAGGAUGCGAACGUCCAGAUUUACAACCGGUCAACGUCAAUGGAUGGUUCUGGACUGCAGUACUCCAAAAAUUGGGACCAACGAACGAUCGAAGCCAAGGUGACUGGUCACCAACCGGUGGUAUUAACCAACCCCAACCUGACAAUCGUGAAUUCCAACAAGGUGGUGCUCCUGAGAACUGCCUGGCCGUAUUGAAUCAAUUCUACAAGGAUGGCGUCAAUUGGCACGAUGUUGCAUGCCAUCAUCGUAAACCAUUUGUUUGUGAAGAGAACGAUGCACUUUUGAAAUAUGUCCGUUACACAAAUCCGAAUUUACGCGUUUAGAACGAUCCGUAAUGUAUCCUUGAUAUUGUUGUAGAAAAGAACCAAAAAAUA